AAAUGGGACUGCGAGCUUAAUUGAUUAAUUGCUCUUUCCCGCCCGAGCCCCAUUCCCAGACUGAGUAUCUGACCCACGCAAUCAUGAUUCACAGUCCUAUGGCUGCUCUCGCGGCAACGCUUCUGCUUGCCGCACCCGCAACUGCAAGCUACGCCUUCUACGUGGGCAAGAACCUUACAGCCGACGGCAGCGUCAUGGUCGGCGGCACUGGAGAGGAGGUAUCCAGCCACUGGCUGCAGCUCUUCCCGGCCCGCGACCAUGCCGCCAACGCCACCAUCACCGUCGGCGUCACCGAGGACGCAGACAUGCCCGGGGAGCUGAUGCAGAUCCCGCAGGUCAACCACACCUUCCGCUACCUCAGCAUGGAGUAUUCCGACUACGAGGGCUUCCCCGCCCCGCUGACCAACGGCGGCCUGAACGAGAAGGGCGUGGCCGUCCGCGACGUCUGGGCCGAUAACCGCCAGGAGUUGAUCGACAUGACGCCGAAUCCACAACACGGCCUGCAGUACAGCGACCUGGCACGAGUGGUGCUGGAGAGGGCGAGCACGGCGCGGGAGGGUGUCGAGAUCAUUGGGGAUAUGAUCGCCAAGUACGGCGAGUCGACAUACGGCGGCAACUCCCACCUCAUCGCCGACAAGGACGAGGGCUGGAUGGUAUGGGAGAUGGCCGGUGGCGCAGGCUUGUGGGCUGCGCAACGGCUGGGGCCGAACGAGGUGAAGGUCUUAUAUCCGGGCUACAUCGAGACCUUCCCCGUCAACUUCACCGGCAAUCCAGACUUCAUGGGUUCGGAUAACAUCGUGUCGUUCGCCGUCAACCAAGGAUGGUGGAGCCCCGACUGCGGCAAGGCCUUCAACAUCUUCAAUGUGUACGGGCCCCAGGAUCCGAGAUACAAGGCCCGCGACGGCGGAUACAAGUACAUGUCGCAGGCUGCGCUGGAGAACGCCACCCUCGCCAUGGUACCCGUCACGGAGGAGGAUCUGAUGGAGCGGGUUCGCGACCACCGAAUCGCCGAUGACGAGGCCGGCUAUGGCCAGGUGGUCAGUCUCCGUCCGGGAGUCGACCGCGACAUGCUCCGCAUCUGGAUCGCCCCGACCGGCUCGGUUGCCGCGCCGUUUGUGCCGUGGUGGCUUGGUGUCCAGUCCGUUCCGCCCGAGUUCGGAGAGCGCCGCUACCUGACAACGGGGGCAUCGAGCAGCUUUCUGAGCCCUGACUAUCAAUACCAGGAAGCGUCUAUCUUUGCCGGCCGCAUCUUCAAACGGGUCCUGUACUAUAUGUGCUCCGCCCCCGACACAUAUCUUCCCAUUGUCACUGAUAUACUCACGGGCUUCGAGAACCACUCGCGCACCCAAGUCGGGGAGUGGGUCGAGAAGAGCGCCCAGUUGCUGAUUGAGCGUUCCGAGCGGGAGGCGGCCCAGAAGUUCCUGACCUAUUACUCGCACUCGCGGGCAGCCGAGGCACUGCAAAUGGGGCGCACCAUGACCGACGCACUGGACGGUUACAUCAAGUUGAUAGGGCAGUGGAGAGACCCGACUGGGAGUGAGAUUAAUGACGCCGGAGAGGGUGCCGAGACGGUCAACUGCUUGGUCGGCUUUGAUCCCGAUCAGCCAGCCGACCUACAACGCCCUUCCCGCAGACGCAGGAUGCAGAAGCCCUGA
Molecule: messenger RNA, 1655 nt
Organism: Phialemonium atrogriseum
Lineage: Eukaryota; Fungi; Ascomycota; Sordariomycetes; Cephalothecales; Cephalothecaceae
Product: peptidase family C69-domain-containing protein
Exons: 1
Coding region: 84-1655 (523 amino acids)
Biological process (GO): proteolysis
Molecular function (GO): dipeptidase activity; cysteine-type exopeptidase activity
Source: RefSeq, a predicted model, not a curated record